Gossypium arboreum is the source of this 2626-nucleotide messenger RNA. Its product is annotated as guanine nucleotide-binding protein alpha-1 subunit. Bases 1067 to 2245 code for a protein of 392 amino acids. The transcript is spliced from 14 exons. Gene Ontology annotation, molecular function: guanyl nucleotide binding; GTPase activity; G protein-coupled receptor binding. Gene Ontology annotation, biological process: adenylate cyclase-modulating G protein-coupled receptor signaling pathway. NCBI's taxonomy places the organism in Eukaryota, Viridiplantae, Streptophyta, Magnoliopsida, Malvales, Malvaceae. Gene Ontology annotation, cellular component: heterotrimeric G-protein complex. The record is from RefSeq and is a predicted model, not a curated record.
CAGUCCUAUUCUUUGUUGAGCUGUAAUACCUCUAAGCUUGAGUAGUUUUAUCGAGGUCUUAACACUUUUUUAAAUUAUUCAUUAAAUUAAUAAAAUUAAUUCAAACAAAGCAUUAAUUUUAUUUUGAAAAAGAAAACGCAAAUAAAAAGUGCAUUAUUUUUUCUACGGUCAAAAUGUGAGAAGAUAUUCGAGACUUUGUGAACAGAGAGGAUCAGAGGGAAAAAAGUAAAGGAAAAAAGAUAGGCAAUGGCAAUGGCAAUGGCAAUGGCAAUGGCAGCAACUGAAGCUGAAGCUGAAGCUGAAGCUGAAGCAGAGCAGAGCAGAGUUCCAGUCUAAGCGCGUCUAUGUAUUUUCCCGAGACACCCAUUUCUCUCGCUAUAUAAAAACAAUAUACUACAUAUUCUUGUGUAAUUUGUACAUAUUUUUUAAUGGGGGAGUAUGAGGUUUAAAAAUUUUCUAUUAUAUAUAAAAAAGUACAGAUCUUUCUAACUUUGACUGAAGAUUGAAAGAAAGAGAAGGCAACCAAAGCCAACACUUUCGGCGCUCCUUCUUUCUUCCCUUUGGCUUUGCUUUGCUUGCGUCUCCAUCUUUCUUCUUCCUUGUUUUGCUCUCCAAAAUCUCUCUUUUAAAAUUCCAAUUUUUAUUGUUUAUUUAUAAUUUUCACACUUGAACAAAGUUUCAAAACAUUUUUUUAUUAUUACCACUAAUAAAAUAACAUAUCCGUAGUUGGCCUCAAAAGAAAAACUCUUUCACUCUCUGUUUUCUUGCCCCAAUUGUACGAAUCUAAAGCUAACCCUUUUAGUCUAUCAACCUUACCAGACCCUUCUUCUUGUUAUUAGGCAGAUUUUCUCAUGUUUGUAGUAAAAGAAACUUUCUUGCCAUUUUGUGGACUAUUGCUAGAAAGCUUAUGAAGUUGUUUUAAGAAAUUUCAUGGAUUCUUACGAAAGGAUCUCUUGUAGGAGGAGACGACUGUAAUCAUUGUUGCCUUAAAAUUCAUUAUUAGUGAAUACUGUUGGAGGCAAGGGCACAUAAGAUGCCUUUUGGUGCUUAAUUUUAUGCAUCUUCUAUGCUGAUUACUGUUCUAGAGAAUAUGGGUUUAUUAUGCAGUAAAAAUCAUCGUUACACUGAAGCAGAUGCCGAGGAAAAUGCACAGGCUGCAGAAAUUGACAGGAGAAUCGAACAAGAGCGAAAAGCUGAAAAGCAUAUCCAAAAACUUCUACUACUUGGUGCUGGUGAAUCUGGGAAGUCAACAAUUUUUAAGCAGAUAAAGCUUCUGUUUCAAACUGGCUUUGACGAGGACGAGCUAAAGAGCUAUAUCUCUGUCAUCCAUGCAAACAUCUAUCAGACUAUAAAAAUACUGUAUGAUGGAUCAAAGGAAUUUGCUCAAAAUGAUGCAGAUUCUUCCAAAUAUGUUUUAUCCAGCGAAAUUAAGGUUAUUGGAGAGAAACUAUCAGAAAUCGGAAGCAGGUUGGACUAUCCACGUCUAAAUAGAGAACUUGCACAGGAGAUAGAAACUCUCUGGAAAGAUUCUGCAAUUCAGGAAACCUAUGCUCGUGGUAAUGAACUUCAAGUUCCCGAUUGUACUCAUUAUUUCAUGGAAAAUUUGCAAAGAUUGUCUGAUGCAAAUUAUAUUCCCACAAAGGAGGAUGUUCUAUAUGCAAGAGUUCGUACAACUGGUGUUGUUGAAAUUCAGUUCAGCCCCAUGGGGGAGAAUAAGAAAAGUGGUGAAGUAUACAGACUCUUUGAUGUGGGAGGCCAGAGAAAUGAGAGAAGGAAAUGGAUCCAUCUUUUUGAAGGUGUUACGGCUGUGAUAUUUUGUGCUGCUAUUAGCGAGUAUGAUCAAACUCUUUUCGAGGACGAACAGAAGAAUCGGAUGGUGGAGACAAAAGAACUCUUUGAUUGGGUCUUAAAGCAACCAUGCUUUGAGAAAACAUCCUUCAUGCUGUUCCUCAACAAAUUCGACAUAUUCGAAAACAAGGUUCUAAAGGUUCCUCUAAAUGUAUGCGAGUGGUUCAAAGAUUACCAGCCAGUUUCAACCGGAAAACAAGAGAUCGAGCAUGCAUAUGAGUUCGUAAAGAAGAAAUUUGAGGAGCUGUAUUUUCAAAGCACAGCCCCUGAUAGAGUUGACCGAGUCUUUAAGAUAUAUAGAACCACUGCCCUUGACCAGAAGCUUGUGAAGAAAACUUUCAAGCUCGUUGAUGAGUCUUUGAGACGGAGAAAUCUGUUCGAGGCUGGGUUGUUGUGAACGAGAUCACAAAACCCUAAUUGCAAAGACUUGUUCAUAAUAUGAAGAAUGUGAUCAUCACACCAUCUUGGAUGUUUUUGAAAUGCUGGCAUAUCAUAUCAUAUCAUAUUUUCAUCACAGGCUAAAAGUUUUGAUUUCCCCAUAUUGUUGAUCAAAUUUUUUUUUUGUUAAAAAUCUUCUCUAAAAUCCCCAUGAUUCUAGGGACUCUGAUUUGUUCAGGGUAAAACAUUCCCCAGAGGAAUUUGUUUUUCUUGUUUGUUUGUUUUGUCUUUCAGGGUUUUUUUUUGGGGGGGGGGGGGUAUCGGAUCAGACAUAUGAAGGAACAAUGAACAUGAAAAGACAUUCUUUAUUUCCUAGUAAUACAACACAUUGUUUAUAAUA